Meloidogyne enterolobii is the source of this 948-nucleotide messenger RNA. Lineage: Eukaryota; Metazoa; Nematoda; Chromadorea; Rhabditida; Meloidogynidae. The record is from the annotation of a GenBank genome assembly.
AUGUUUGGCUUACGAAAUUGUGACUACAAGUGGGGAAUUAAUUAUUGCCGAGAGGGUAGACUAGAAGGAUAUUUAACCAAAAAUAAAAAAAUUUUUUUGAAGGAAGGUGCUCACCAGUCAUUAUUCUUCGGCAUUCCCUGGUCUCUCGGUUCGCUCGGUUUCUUAGUUUCCAUCACCCUCAAAAUUCGAGAAUGCCCUCCUUAUAUCAGAAUUCAAUACCAACCCUGUUAUUCCACGAAAGAAUUGACUGGGCGUAUAGAAGAAUUAAUUAUGAGGAAGAGAACCGAAAAUGAAUUUGUGGAGGCAAUUCAGUAUGAUAAGGAAUGCUCAGUUUUAAUUAGUGGAACUUUUAUUGACAAAAUACCUAGAAAUGAUAGAAAUUAUAAAAAUAAUAUUGGAAGAUGGUACAAGCCUUUCUUUUAUUUAUAUGUGAAGAAAAUGUUGGAAAGUGGAGGGUCUAAAACAGAAUAUAUUCCAACAAACCAAUAUUUUACUCGUCAUUGGCGUUCUCUCUUCUGGGAGCUACGUUCAAUUUUUCCUUCCUUGCUUUUACUAUUCCCCCUUCGUUGGAUUAUUGGAUGGUUUCUGCCGUUGUCUCUUCCUUUUCCAAAAUCUUCUCGUGUUCGUCGACUUUACUCAAAACAACAUGUUUUACAGAAUAUUAUGGUUCCUUUAAGCGAUUUACAAGAAGCGUUGAAACUUGUUGAUAAAGAAAUGAAGAUUUAUCCCCUCUGGCUCUGUCCGUUUCACUUGACAGCUCAUACUGGACUUGUACGGAAUCAACACGGACUUAAACUUAUGUACGUCAAUAUUGGAAUAUAUGGGCAACCACGCUUGACUCAAAGUCAUUUGCCGAACACUAGUUUUGAUGAAGAAGAAAGUAGUUCUAAUACAGUGGUUGAAAAGAUUAAGACAUUGGAGGGUUAUUUGAGAGAAGUUAAGGGGUAA